This is a messenger RNA of Rhizophagus irregularis DAOM 181602=DAOM 197198, 744 nucleotides long. RefSeq lists its product as uncharacterized. The record is from RefSeq and is a predicted model, not a curated record. Lineage: Eukaryota; Fungi; Glomeromycota; Glomeromycetes; Glomerales; Glomeraceae.
AUGAAAUACUUUGUGCUCGUAUUUGCUAUUUUGGCAAUUUUGUUCUCUUUAAGUCCAAUUGAAGCAUGUGAAAGUACAUGCCGUAAAGGAGUUGCAUCAGGAUUCGCAACAGCUUAUACAAAGGAAAUCAAACCAUUUUUUAAUGCUUUCAGCAAUAAUCUUAUAAAGAAUUUAUAUAAGAAUGUUGAUUUGAAAAGUAUUACUGGAAGUACCAGUAAAGCUAAUGGAAUUAAAACUGUUAUUAAUAAUGCUGUUAAAUCCGCUAUAUCAAAAUUCCAAAAAGAUUUUUCAGGAAAUUUUUCAAAAUUAAUUCAAGAUUCAAUUUUUGUUCAAGAACCUAAAUUUAAAGGAGAUUGUAGUAAACCUUUUAGAAUUAAUCAAACUAAAACUUUACCUUGGGAUCCAAGUUCUUGUGAAAAAAUGGAUUAUAUUUGUGGUAAUCCUCCUUCAAUUUGUCAUUUUUUAAAUUCAGAAGUUAAACCUCGUUGUGUUGAAAAUGUUAAAAAUGAUUUAAAAAGGAAAUCAACUGAUUUUGAAAAAAUUUUAACAAAUGCUAUUAAUGAUACAGCUAGAAAAAAUGGUAUAGGAGGAAAUAAAUUAAAGAAAUUGGUUAGUGAUUGUAAGAAAAAUGUUCAAACUCAAUUAAAAUCUUUUAUUAAUGAUUUUAAUACUAAAUUUUGUAAUAAUAAUAAUUGUGAACAAUAUGAUGAAGCUAUUAAGAAAGAAAUUUUAUCAUGGCCAUAA